Durusdinium trenchii is the source of this 414-nucleotide messenger RNA. NCBI's taxonomy places the organism in Eukaryota, Dinophyceae, Suessiales, Symbiodiniaceae. The record is from the annotation of a GenBank genome assembly.
GGACGCUGGCCUGUGAAGUCCUGCAAAGUCGUCCUCGGCUUGUUGAGGAAUGCUGAGGCCAACGCUGAGUUCAAGAAUCUGGACACCGAGAAGCUCUUUGUUGAGCACGUCCAGGUGAAUGCUGCUCAGCAAGGCCGCAGGCGCACCUACCGUGCCCACGGCCGAAUUGGCCCUUACAUGAACUGCCCAUGCCACGUGGAGAUGAUCUUGUCUGAGAAGGAGGAGGCCGUCGAGAAGGCUGAGACCGAGGAGAAGCCCAAGAAAUUCACUCGCAAGCAAUUUGCCCGAUUGCGCCUCAAGGUGCCUCUGUCUUUAACGCACACUUGUUGGAGAUUCGCUGGUGUGAACUCGUGUCAAAUCGUGCUCUUCCAUGCUCUUUUGCUCGUUCACUACCUCAGAAGGCUGCGACGUUGA